CCCAACCCGAAAAGUUCUGCAUCAGUGAAAGACGCUUUUGGACCCCAGUGUUAUGACGAUUCCCAAAUGACUUUACCUGGAACACCCUUGCCAUCAUUAGUUCAAGAUUCAGGUGAAGAAUUCACAGAAUUAUCAACACCGGUGACACCUUUGGAAAAAGAAAAGGUUGCAGAUCCAGAGAGUUUAUUUUUUCGAGACGGUAGAAGAAAAAUCGAUAUGGUUCUUGUUUAUGAGGAAGAAGAGUUAGGCGUUAUGACAGAAGUGGAAGCUAAACGAAGAGACAAAAGGAAAAUAUUCCAGGAAAAUCUGAUGAAAGAAGGUUUAGAACUGGAGUUGGAACAUAAGGAUUUAUCAUUUGACGGCAAGACGUGGUUCCUCAAAAUACAUCUUCCUUGGAAAACUAAAACAAGAUAUGCAGCUGUGAUGAAUAUGAAAUUACCAAUUAAAAGAUUCAUUACUAUUUCAGUAAAAGCAUGGGAUGACAAAAAAGAUCAAUCCAUAACAGAUACUAUAUAUUCAAAAUGGCAAAAGAGAUGGAAGGACUUCUUUGAAUAUGAUCAUGACUUAAUUAGUCAAGAACCGUCAUUUUAUGAUGCAACUGAAGGUGGGGAUCGGGAAGAACAAUUCGUUGUGAAAGAUAGAGUAACAAGUUAUUCCAGUGCUCAAAGGAGUUUGAUAGUAAUGCAGAUUUUACUAAGGGUGAAAUUUGAUGAUACGGAUAAGGUUGGGAUACGAAGACUUCUGAAUGAUUCCACGUACAUCGCAUGUUUUCCACUGCAUGAAGGAAGAUGGAAUAAAGAAGCCAGUGAUGGAAAAUUAUUGGAUAGAAGGUUAUUGUAUUUGGAAUGGGCAAGACCAGGGAGAUGGAUGAAAAGACAACCUCUUCAUUUAGUCAGAAAAUAUUUUGGAGAUAAAAUUGCAUUAUAUUUUUGUUGGUUGGGUUUCUACACGAAAAUGUUAUUUGCUCCCGCAAUAGUUGGAACUUUAUGUUUUUCAUAUGGUAUAUUCACUAUUGAUGGCGAUGAUAAUAUACCAACGAAAGAAAUCUGUGAUAUCAAUAUUGCUGGAAACAUAACGCUGUGUCCAAUGUGCGAUAAGGCCUGUAAAUAUCAAAAACUAAAAGAUAGUUGUAAAUUCGCUAGGUUAACAUAUCUCUUCGAUAAUCCAGCAACUGUGUUCUUCGCCAUUUUCAUGAGUUUGUGGGCGACUGUAUUUUUGGAAUUGUGGAGGAGGAAACAAAGUGUUAUUCAGUGGGAGUGGGACUUGCAUGGUACAGAACAAGAUGAGGAACCAAGGCCCGAAUUUGAAACGAGUGUCAAAACAUUUAGAACUAACCCAGUUACAAGGGAUAAAGAACCAUAUUUACCGACAUGGUCCAAAGCUGUGAGACUAGCUGCCACUGGAUCAGUGGUAUUUUUUAUGUUAGUUGUAGUUUUAUGCGCCGUUUUGGGAACAAUAAUUUAUAGACUGUCUCUUGUAUCAGUGAUAUAUGGUAGUGAAUCUUUUUUCCUGAAAAAACAUGCCAAAAUAUUGACGUCUGUAUCAGCAGCUGUCAUUAAUUUGAUAAUAAUCAUGUGUCUUACUAGGUUUUAUCAUAGGAUAGCAAUAUAUUUAACAAAUUUAGAGAGUCCAAGAACUCAGACGGAAUACGAAGAUUCCUAUACCUUUAAGAUUUUCUUAUUCGAAUUUAUGAACUUUUAUUCUUCUUUAAUAUACAUUGCGUUUUUCAAGGGUAGAUUUUUUGAAUAUCCAGGUGAUACUGUAAGUCGAAGAUCGGAGUUUUUUCGAGUGAAGGGUGAUAUAUGUGAUCCAGCAGGAUGUUUGAGCGAGUUGUGUAUUCAGUUAUCGAUAAUAAUGAUUGGCAAACAGGUUUUCAACAACUUUGUCGAACUAUUCAAUCCAGCAUUCUCUAACUGGUGGAGGCGGAGGUCUCAUCGAUCUAAUACCAAAGAUUUAUCGAGGAAGCAUACAAGAUGGGAAGAGGAUUAUCAUCUUCAAGAUCCUGGCCGAUUGGCAUUAUUUGACGAGUAUCUGGAAAUGAUUCUUCAGUAUGGCUUCGUAACUCUAUUUGUAGCAGCCUUUCCGUUAGCUCCAUUGUGUGCCCUAUUGAACAAUAUUGCUGAAAUUAGAUUGGAUGCAUACAAAAUGGUAACACAAGCAAGAAGGCCACUGGCUGAGAGAGUUGAGGAUAUUGGAGCUUGGUACGGAAUAUUGAGAGCUAUAACUUACGCUGCUGUUGUAUCAAAUGGUUUUGUGAUCGCGUAUACUAGUGAUUUCAUUCCACGAUUGGUUUAUCAGUUCAAAUAUUCUCCUACUGACGAUUUGACUGGUUACAUAGACGCUUCCUUAUCAAUGUUCAACACUUCGGAUUAUCGAGAAGAUAUGAGAGGGGACGAUGAAAAUCCUCCAGAAAUGUGUCAAUAUAGAG
Molecule: messenger RNA, 2428 nt
Organism: Leptinotarsa decemlineata (Colorado potato beetle)
Lineage: Eukaryota; Metazoa; Arthropoda; Insecta; Coleoptera; Chrysomelidae
Product: anoctamin-4
Biological process (GO): chloride transmembrane transport
Cellular component (GO): plasma membrane
Molecular function (GO): chloride channel activity; protein dimerization activity
Source: RefSeq, a predicted model, not a curated record